Messenger RNA from Haliotis rufescens (red abalone), 1752 nucleotides. RefSeq names its product involucrin-like. The record is from RefSeq and is a predicted model, not a curated record. The coding region runs from base 1 to 1752 and encodes 583 amino acids. The transcript has a single exon. NCBI's taxonomy places the organism in Eukaryota, Metazoa, Mollusca, Gastropoda, Lepetellida, Haliotidae. Gene Ontology annotation, molecular function: protein binding.
AUGUGUGCCGAAUUGAUGCAGAGUCAGAUCAAGUAUGCCGUAUUGAUGCAGGGUCAGAUAAAGUGUGCCGUAUUGAUGCAGGGUCAGAUCAUGUGUACCGUAUUGAUGCAGGGUCAGAUCAAGUGUACUGUAUUGGUGCAGGGUCAGAUCAAGUGUACCGUAUUAAUGCAGGGUCAGAUCAAGUGUACCGUAUUAAUGCAGGGUCAGAUCAAGUAUGGUGUAUUGAUGCAGGGUCAGAUCAAGUGUACCGUAUUGAUGCAGGGUCAGAUCAAGUAUGGUGUAUUGAUGCAGGGUCAGAUCAAGUGUACCAUAUUGAUGCAGGGUCAGAUCAAGUGUACCGUAUUGAUGCAGGGUCAGAUCAAGUAUGGUGUAUUGAUGCAGGGUCAGAUCAAGUGUGCUGUAUUGGUGCAGGGUCAGAUCAAGUGUACCGUAUUGAUGCAGGGUCAGAUCAAGUAUGGUGUAUUGAUGCAGGGUCAGAUCAAGUGUACCAUAUUGAUGCAGGGUCAGAUCAAGUGUACCGUAUUGAUGCAGGGCCAGAUCAUAUGUACUGUAUUGGUGCAGGGUCAGAUCAUGUGUGCUGUAUUGGUGCAGGGUCAGAUCAAGUGUACCGUAUUGAUGCAGGGCCAGAUCAUGUGUACUGUAUUGAUGCAGUGUCAGAUCAGUUAUGCUGUAUUGAUGCAGAGUCAGAUCAAGUGUACCGUAUUGAUGCAGGGUCAGAUCAAGUAUGCCGUAUUAUUGCAGGGUCAGAUCAUGUGUGCCGUAUUAAUGCAGGGACAAAUAAUGUGUACCGUAUUGCUGCAGGGUCAGAUCAAGUAUGUCGUAUUGAUGCAGGGUCAGAUCAUGUAUGCUGUAUUGAUGAAUGGUCAGAUCAAGUGUACCGUAUUGAUGAAUGGUCAGAUCAAGUGUACCGUAUUGAUGCGGGGUCAGAUCAAGUGUAUCAUAGUGGUGCAGGGUCAGAUCAAGUGUACCAUAUUGAUGCAGGGUCAGAUCAAGUGUACUGUAUUGGUGCAGGGUCAGAUCAAGUGUACCGUAUUAAUGCAGGGUCAGAUCAAGUGUACCGUAUUAAUGCAGGGUCAGAUCAAGUAUGGUGUAUUGAUGCAGGGUCAGAUCAAGUGUACCGUAUUGAUGCAGGGUCAGAUCAAGUAUGGUGUAUUGAUGCAGGGUCAGAUCAAGUGUACCAUAUUGAUGCAGGGUCAGAUCAAGUGUACCGUAUUGAUGCAGGGCCAGAUCAUGUGUACUGUAUUGAUGCAGGGUCAGAUCAUGUGUGCUGUAUUGGUGCAGGGUCAGAUCAAGUGUACCGUAUUGAUGCAGGGCCAGAUCAUGUGUACUGUAUUGAUGCAGGGUCAGAUCAGUUAUGCUGUAUUGAUGCAGGGUCAGAUCAAGUGUGCUGUAUUGGUGCAGGGUCAGAUCAAGUGUACCGUAUUGAUGCAGGGCCAGAUCAUGUGUACUGUAUUGAUGCAGGGUCAGAUCAGUUAUGCUUUAUUGAUGCAGGGUCAGAUCAAGUAUGCUGUAUUGAUGCAGGGUCAGAUCAAGUGUGCUGUAUUGGUGCAGGGUCAGAUCAAGUGUACCGUACUGAUGCAGGGUCAGAUCAAGUGUACUGUAUUGAUGCAGAGUCAUAUCACGUGUACCGUAUUGAUGCAUGAUCACAUCAAGUGUAUUGUAUCGGAUGAUAUUGUGAGUAGCAUGCAUGUAUUAGGGAAACGUAACUUUGAGAUUAUCGCAAAACAUCGCUGCUCUGUUAAGAGAAACUAG